CUAUAAUCAUCAAGUAUUCAAGUAUCAUUAUAUCAUUUAUCAAUCGUUGGAGAGUUUCGUGAAGAACCACAACUGGCACAACUUUACCAAUUGCAGUACUAAAACACAUAACAGUAUAAGUGAAUUACUUAUUUACCAGUCAUACUGAUUACAGACCUAGUGAGAGUGAAUGUGUUAGUGGUCACUAUUCGGGUUAUCGGUGUAUGGUCGAGUUAAGACUAUAUACUUUCAGAUUUUUUGGUGAGAUAUGUAGUGCAUAACAAUGAUUAUACAUGAAAAUAUUGGAAUAAUGUUUAUUCACUUCCUGUACAUGACAUUUAUUUAAUAUUCAAUAUUUCAGUCAUAUCAAUUUGGGUUAAGCUGUAAACUAAAAUUCUGGAAUUUUAAAUAAAUUUAGUCAAAGUGUAAUUUAAUAUUUGAAUGUAAUGAGAUGAAAACAUGGUGGAGAACACAGUAAAAGAAUGGUUAUCAGAGUUCGCCUCAUUGGAAAAAGACGACUGGGCUACAUUUGCUAUAACAACAUCGCAAAAUAAGACACUUAUAGAAUCAAUAUUUGCUGUACUUGAUGAUAUUCAUAAAUAUUCCAAGUUAAUUGAUCGUAUUUGUGGUGCACUUUUUAAUUGUUAUCGAACUGAAGAAACCGAUUUACAUUUAUUUGUACUACUUUUUAUACCACACUUGACAUAUAGUUAUCUUAAUUCUAUUGCUCAUGUUGACAAGCAAAGCUGCCGUAGUAUUGAAGCAUUACUAAUUGGAAUUUACAAUCUUGAAGCUGUAGAUGAAAAUAAUACACCUAGAUUUAUAUCAUUUCGUUUGCCGUCAUUAGCUCAGCCGUCUAUUUACCAUGAACCUAGUAGUUUGGCACCAACUUCAUUAACAGAGACUGCCAUUCGUCGUUUAGAACAAAGAGACACACACCCAGUUCGCCGAGGUCCAUUUAAUCAAAUUGAAAGACUAUCUGCAUCUAACAGAAUGGAAGUUCUUAGUAAUUUAUAUUUCAUAUACUACAAGAACUUAAAUCUUCUGCCAGAAAUUUAUAAUCCAUUUGAUCGCUUUUAUAGAGUUACAUCUAAAAUGGUUACUCAGGGUUAUUUUAAUAAGCGUUCAACAUCAUUCAGUAAUUCUGAUAUAUCAACAUCGACAACAUUACCACGUAUCCCACUUUCUCCAAAAUUCUUAAUUCAUCUACUCUAUUGCUUGUAUAUCUCAAUAUUUAACUGUGGAAAAGCUGAAGCGUUUCAAACUUUAGAAGAUAUUUAUUACCGUGCAUGUUACAGUUGUUAUUGUGAAGUGAUAUUAUUAGCUAAUGCAAUUAAAAAUUCUUGUCAAGGAUUUUUUGAAGGUGGACAAUCACCUAAUGUGACAUCAGUGGGUACACCUGUAAGCAGUAAUACUUGUAGCACACCAGUAUCUAAAUCAAUGAUUACAAAUGCAUCAUUUAGAACUAAAAAGUUACCAGACGACAUUCCAAUUCAAAAUCUUCAAGGAACAUUUGAUGAAAGUGCUGAUGCUGUUGCAAAUUUAUCAUCAAUAACAGAGGAAACUAAUGAUUUAAAAGAUCCAAGUGCUGAAUCGGUGCCAGUUAAACGGAGUUUACCUAAAAUUGCUGCUAAUUUUGGCAAAAAAACUGCUGAAAAAAUAGCAACUGCUGUCAAAAAUUCAGGAAAUAUGAAAACUUCAAAGUUAAACACUCAAAACGGUUCAGACAUUUAUGAAACUGAUGAAAGUGGUAUUGAUUUAGCUGGGUCUGACAUAUCUGAUAGUAAAACUGGUUUAGGACAUGAUGACAGAACCACUAUGACACCUUUAUUAAAUAGGAGAAAUCCCAGUAUGUCUGUUGAAUUAGAUUCUUCUAGAUCAAUUCAGAUGGGUGUAAACGUUAAGUGUUACAAAGAAAGAUUCCAUUAACUUAUGUUAUAACCCUCAUUCUUCACUAUUCAUAUUGAUGGAGAGUACAGCGUUAUGACUUGCAAUCAAAUUAUUUAUUAUAUUGGGCUUAUGGACAAGGAAGUUUGGUUUGGUGUGAUUUUUCUUAAAAUGUAUCAAAAUUAUUUAAUAGACAUAGAAUUUUGUUGUGAUAAUCAAGAUUGAAUGUUUUUAUUAUUUUAUCUUAUACUGUAUGUACUUAAUUAAUUUUAAUCUUGUAAUUUAAAUUGUUAUAUUAUUUAUGAAUAACAAAUGUUAUUUAAAUUAAAAUCUUCAAAAAUUUAAAACAAAAAUAA
This is a messenger RNA of Rhopalosiphum padi (bird cherry-oat aphid), 2222 nucleotides long. It is a transcript of the gene Hyccin, whose product is annotated as hyccin 2. NCBI's taxonomy places the organism in Eukaryota, Metazoa, Arthropoda, Insecta, Hemiptera, Aphididae. The record is from RefSeq and is a predicted model, not a curated record. Gene Ontology annotation, biological process: phosphatidylinositol phosphate biosynthetic process; protein localization to plasma membrane. Gene Ontology annotation, cellular component: plasma membrane.